AUGUUGAGUGCAUCGGUUGUAUUUCAAAAGACGUCGUCCGGCGCUCUACGGAUUGUUCGAAGUGCCUUCGACGUAGCCACAGUGUCAGGCCACGUCUCUGUGCGUAACGAAGCGCAGGGGAAACGGUUGAAUCGAACAGGUGGGCUCGGAGCUCUGGGUCCGUCACCUGAUCGUUCUCCAUGUUCACCGAACGUUCGAGAUAUAUGUAAGAAGACGUCUCCGCAAUUGGAGACCUUCAAAUUCCAUUUCCUAAUCCUCGCAAAAAUGUUCUUCAUGACUGAGUCUUCUUUCGGUUAA
This is a messenger RNA of Strongylus vulgaris, 297 nucleotides long. The record is from the annotation of a GenBank genome assembly. Lineage: Eukaryota; Metazoa; Nematoda; Chromadorea; Rhabditida; Strongylidae.